Molecule: messenger RNA, 1422 nt
Organism: Funneliformis caledonium
Lineage: Eukaryota; Fungi; Glomeromycota; Glomeromycetes; Glomerales; Glomeraceae
Source: the annotation of a GenBank genome assembly
AUGGUACAUUCUAAAUUUUUCUCUUUAGCUGAUUUGACUUUUGAGGAACUGAAAGAACAUCAUGAAUGUCCAUAUGAUCAGGGUGGUUACUUUAUCAUAAACGGUUCCGAAAAAGUUCUAAUAGCUCAAGAAAGAUUAGCCUACAACUACGUCUAUAUCUUUAAAUAUGCUUCUCCGUCGACUACCUUGUAUAGCGCGGAAUUUCUAAGAACUGUAAACUUGAAAUUGGUUACGAAAACUUUUGCCGAAGACAAAGCUGAAUCAUCCAUACACGUCGCUUUGCCUUUUAUUAAAAAGGAUAUUCCAAUUAGAGUUUUAUUUCUUGCCUCAACGAUGAGAACUUCAUCGAUUGUAUUUUGUCUUGAUCCUCACGACCCUGAAAUACUCAAAAUUGAAGAGUCUACCAUGAUAUGUAUCUCUCCGGAUGAAUUAUAUGAGUCGAGAUUGUAUAAUUUACGUAAACUUGAAGGUUUAAGACCAAGAAGGAAAAGACGAUCGGUCCAUGAACGUCUAAUUAAUUUACCAACUUAUCCAAAUAAGUGGACCCAUUGUGAAAUUCAUCCAAGUAUGAUUUUGGAAGCAUCUUGUAACCACAAAAGUUAUGGAAUACUUCAAUUCAGAGAAUUACCUGCUGGGAUCAAUGUUAUCGUAGUUCUGUGUUAUGGAGGGUACAAUCAAGAAGAUUCCUUGAUUAUAAACCAAAGUAGCUUUGACCGGGGAUUGUUUAGAAGUUUUACUUAUCGACGUUAUCUUGAUCAAGAAAAAGUGGGCGUUUUGAACAUGGAAGAUAUAAUCAAGCCAAAUCCUUAUAUGAACCUUGGAUUAAACGUGGAAAUUAUGAGAAACUUGAUGAAUGAUAUUCUUAUAGGAAAGUUGGAGUUAGAAAUACGUGAAUUCCUGAAAUUAGAGAUAAAUUCGCAAGUCGUCAUGGUCAAAAAUGAACCAAUGGAAUCAAUUAUCGUCAAGAUAUACGUGCUUAAUUCUGACUUGCGAUUGUAUACACUUGUUCAUAAAGCUUCGGGUAGUGAAGGUGAUGCUACAGCUUUUUCGGAAUUUACAGUAGAAUCCAUUUCGCGAAAACUUGGUUCUUUUGGAUUCCACCGUCGUGGAUUGGAAGUUAUGUAUAAUGGUCAUACUGGAAGUAAAUUAUCCGCACAAAUUUUCAUUGGACCGACUAAUUAUCAACGGUUAAAACAUAUGGUUCAAAAUAAAAUUCAUUCACGCGGAAGGGGUCCAGUUAAUAUAUUAACCAGACAACCAGUUGAGGGACGUAGUCGUGAAGGAGGAUUAAGAUUUGGUGAAAUGGAACGAUAUUGUAUGAUUUCUCACGGAACAGCCUUAUUUUUGAAGGAACGACUUAAUGAUGUCGCAGAUGCUUUGUGGACGCAUAGCAUAAGUUUCGAAAAAAGUUUAUAUUUGUAA